Dothidotthia symphoricarpi CBS 119687 is the source of this 1306-nucleotide messenger RNA. RefSeq lists its product as uncharacterized. The record is from RefSeq and is a predicted model, not a curated record. Lineage: Eukaryota; Fungi; Ascomycota; Dothideomycetes; Pleosporales; Dothidotthiaceae. The transcript has 3 exons. Bases 1 to 1143 code for a protein of 380 amino acids.
AUGUGUAUUCUCAACUACCGCCCGUACGACGAUGAAGGUCCGGAUGUGCCACCGCAACGCGCUCAACCUCGACUGACGUGGGCUAUACCCGUGGAUAUGAGCAAGCUAGGGGCAAGACUUCAAGCGUAUUCGGAAACGAUGCCACAGGUUACUAUGUUACGACUUUGCCACCGGUUUGGUAACGUCGCACUUUCCAACUUACCAUUGGAGCUUCUCGAGCGGAUCGUCGAGGCUCUACAGCAGUCAGUGCGAGCGGAUACCUGGCCGGCGUGGCGCCAGGACCUCCGCUGCUUCGAGGGAAUAUGUCUACCUGAGCAGCACUGCGAAUACUACAACGAACACGUCGAGUCGAUGUGGCAGGAAAUCUUCGCUGCAAGUAGCGACGAGGAUGCUAAAUCUAAGGAGGACUAUACGAACGCGCAGAAAGUGGACAUGGUCACCGAUAGCAUUGCAUACGAUCCCGAGAGUGAACUGGUCAUGAAGGCACACUAUGACGCCAGAUUCCGAUGGGUCGGCCGGACCUGCCAGUGCGUAGAAGGCUAUGGUGAGGAUGCAACCAGAGGAGCAUUCGCUCGCUUUGGCGAUCUACUCAGAUUGCACUUUGGUCUGGAGGCCAUCAUUCUACACGAGAUCUUACCUACACCUCUUUUUGACUUCCUCCCAAACUCUGGAUUCUCAGAGGAAUUCGCAUACUACACUCGCUGCUACCUUACUCUCUAUUCGAAGUCAGGAGAUAAACGCAUUACUGGUAGUCCAGAUUCGGCUCCGCAGAACAAGCUCUUUCACGAAUACGGAGAUCACAUGUCGUUUCAAGAAACCAUUGAUCCGUCGCAGCUGAUACUUUCUGAGAACGAUCGACUCCGGUUUGCGAAGGCUAUGAGGCUUCUAGGGAUUCGAACUUGUUAUCAUCUGAGCGAGCUGGCGCCACACGUCGUUCAUCCAAUUGAGGAUGAAUGGCUGAGUGAUCUGUGCGCCUGUGGUAAAUCGGAAUCUAUCUGUCCACAUUCAGAUGUCAAGUCCUAUGAUAAACCAUAUUGUCUGGAAGAAUAUCUCAAGAGCAAGAGCAAAGAACUUGCAAAACAGACGUGGCCAAAACUUAUGCUUUUGGCAGCAUCUGAUGUUGUAAACACCUUCGAAUAUUAGGGUACUCAAGGUUCUUUGAAUCCUGGGAAUCACGCAAAACGGAAAUGGGCAUCGGAAAUGAUCGGGAUGAGAUGAAAAGAGUUUACGACGGUUGGCAGUUUUGAGGGAAAAUAUCGUGGUAUGGCCAUAGACAUCCACAAAUAAUCUCGAUAUAUUUAAUGAC